This is a messenger RNA of Phlebotomus argentipes, 1746 nucleotides long. It is a transcript of the gene Traf-like, whose product is annotated as TNF receptor-associated factor 3. Gene Ontology annotation, molecular function: ubiquitin protein ligase binding; tumor necrosis factor receptor binding; zinc ion binding. Lineage: Eukaryota; Metazoa; Arthropoda; Insecta; Diptera; Psychodidae. Gene Ontology annotation, biological process: tumor necrosis factor-mediated signaling pathway; regulation of canonical NF-kappaB signal transduction; protein K63-linked ubiquitination. Gene Ontology annotation, cellular component: cytoplasmic side of plasma membrane; plasma membrane signaling receptor complex. The record is from RefSeq and is a predicted model, not a curated record. Bases 225 to 1733 code for a protein of 502 amino acids. The transcript is spliced from 3 exons.
AAAAGAGUGAGAAAAGACGAAAAAGGUGUUGAGAAUGUGUGAUUAGCGCGUACACCGCACAACUCUCAUUUACUCUUAUCUCUGAUAAAGUGUGCGUUGUUACUUCUGAUAAGGAAGUGUGUUGUGUUAGAUUCUGGGUUCGGAUAUUGAUAACACCUCGCGAGUGAUUCAGUUGGGAAUUUGGCGAUGAUUUGAUCGAGUGUGUCUUUCGAAGUUCCUCGAAGAUGGAGCCGACAACCGUGAUGGAAUACAAGAAGACUUCCUGCUAUUUCUGCAGUGAAUGGCUGGAAAACGGAAGCUUCAAGGAGCAUGUUCGUUCGUGCGGACAAGUUCUGGAGAAAUGCCCGAACCACUGCCAUGCCUACGUUCAGAGGAAGAACCUCGAAGCCCACUUGAAAGAGUGCCCAAAGACCACGAAAGCGACGAAUGGGAGCAGUUUUGUGACGUCCCAGAGCCUCAAUGAUGUGGAGAAUCGCUUGUUGGUGCUCGAACAAGACAUCCAGACCUUCCGGUCGGCUCUCAACGAGGAGAUUAGGCAACGCCUGCACCUUAUAACAGACAUUGGCGCUCUGAAGCGCAGGAACGAGGUCACGGAUGAGUGGGUGGCCAAAGUGAGUGACAUUCUGGCGGCACUGAAGAAGUGCAUGAAUGAGGAGACGCAGAGUCGCUGCAUCGACGUGGAAAAGUGCAGGGAUGACAUCGGCCGGCUGAUCUACCAGUACCAGGAGAUGGACGAGUGGCGAAUGGAGGUUGGCUUGCGCCUCGAUGAGGUGGUGAGCAAUGUGAUUCAGGAGGAUAACUGGCGAGGUCACAUUGAGCUUUUGGAGGCGCAAAAUGUCGAGCAAUCGCGCAAGAUUGCUCAAGUGGCGGAGGAGCUGAAAGCGCUCAAGAUGGAAGUCUCUGAAGAUCGCACAGAAGUGCACCAGGCAAACUUCAUGACUGAUGAGAAAUUUGGCGCCAUAGAUUUGAUUCUCGAGGAUCAGCACAAAGCGCUGACUGCGGCCAAAGGCGAAUUGAGUAAUACAUUGAGCGCUCUGCAGGCGGAAGUGGACUCCAGAACUAAAACCAUGACGGAACUGGCGGCCAAGCAGGCAACUCUGGACUUUGAACUGAAGAACAUGAAGCACAUCGUCCACGAGACAGAGGACAAGUGCGAUAAGUUUGACAAGGUGUCGACAGAGACGAAAGCUGUGGCCAAUCGAACGCGCCAGGAGAUGAAUGACUUGGAAGUUCAUUUGACGUACCAGAAGAAGCUCUUCGCCAUUCACAACACUCGAGGGCACCUUAUAUGGAAAUUGGAUGACUAUGCAGCCAAGCUCACUCAAGCCAAAGAGACACAAUCCGUUCCUCUGCGAAGUCCAAUCUUCUGCAACAAGCAAUAUGGAUACACAAUGAGGUUGGAGGUGUUCCUCAAUGGCAUCGGGACGUGGAAGGGACGCAACAUAAUCGCGUGCGUCAGCAUCGUGCCCGGAGAGUAUGACACGCUUCUGCCCUGGCCAGUGCGAAUCGAGGCAGAAAUCACAUUGCGUGACCAGCCCGAAAACCCCAGCGAGGCGCAGAACAUCAGGAAAAUCCUCGUGGCGAAGAGGAAGAACGACAAGUACGAGACAAAUCAAUACAUUCACAUUCCCCACAAAGUCCUCACGACGUGCCACUAUGUGAAGAAUGAUGCCAUCUUCUUUGACGUCCGCAUCCUCAAGUGCACGGUGAGCACGGUGAGCGAGAAGGAGUAGGGAAAUUGCAAAG